Messenger RNA from Cynocephalus volans (Philippine flying lemur), 2758 nucleotides. It is a transcript of the gene SRSF11, whose product is annotated as serine and arginine rich splicing factor 11. The coding region runs from base 113 to 1564 and encodes 483 amino acids. The transcript is spliced from 13 exons. Gene Ontology annotation, molecular function: RNA binding. Lineage: Eukaryota; Metazoa; Chordata; Mammalia; Dermoptera; Cynocephalidae. The record is from RefSeq and is a predicted model, not a curated record. Gene Ontology annotation, cellular component: nucleoplasm. Gene Ontology annotation, biological process: RNA splicing.
AUGUCAUCACUAGCAGCGCCUGGGGCUGAGGACGGAGGAGCCCUUUCUGUUGCCGGUGUUGGCGUAGAGUCCUGGAAUUACUUCGCUCAAGAGCGAGAACUCGAGCAGCGCCAUGAGCAACACUACCGUCGUCCCCAGCACUGCGGGCCCGGGCCCCAGCGGCGGGCCUGGUGGCGGAGGCGGUGGCAGCGGAGGCGGCGGCACCGAGGUAAUCCAGGUGACUAAUGUCUCCCCGAGCGCUAGCUCUGAGCAGAUGCGGACUCUCUUCGGUUUCCUAGGCAAGAUCGACGAACUGCGCCUCUUCCCGCCGGAUGAUUCACCUUUACCAGUCUCAUCUCGGGUCUGCUUUGUUAAGUUCCAUGAUCCAGACUCAGCAGUUGUGGCACAGCAUCUGACAAACACUGUAUUCGUUGACAGAGCUUUGAUAGUCGUACCGUAUGCAGAAGGAGUUAUUCCUGAUGAGACUAAGGCUUUGUCUCUGUUGGCACCAGCUAAUGCAGUGGCAGGUCUUCUGCCUGGUGGUGGACUCCUGCCUACCCCCAACCCACUUACCCAGAUUGGUGCUGUUCCAUUGGCUGCUUUGGGAGCUCCUACUCUUGAUCCUGCCCUUGCUGCACUUGGGCUUCCUGGAGCAAACUUGAACUCUCAGUCUCUUGCCGCAGAUCAGUUGCUGAAGCUUAUGAGUACUGUUGAUCCCAAGUUGAAUCAUGUAGCUGCUGGCCUUGUUUCACCAAGUCUGAAAUCAGAUACCUCUAGUAAAGAAAUAGAGGAAGCUAUGAAAAGAGUACGAGAAGCACAGUCCCUAAUUUCUGCUGCUAUAGAACCAGAUAAGAAAGAAGAAAAAAGAAGGCAUUCAAGAUCAAGAUCACGUUCUAGGAGAAGGAGGACUCCCUCAUCUUCUAGGCACAGGCGAUCAAGAAGCAGAUCCAGGAGGCGAUCACAUUCUAAGUCAAGGAGUAGGCGACGAUCCAAAAGUCCAAGACGGAGAAGAUCUCAUUCCAGAGAGAGAGGUAGAAGGUCAAGGAGCACAUCAAAAACCAGAGACAAAAAGAAAGAAGACAAAGAAAAGAAACGUUCCAAAACACCACCAAAAAGCUAUAGCACAGCCAGACGUUCUAGAAGUGCAAGCAGAGAGAGACGACGACGACGAAGCAGGAGUGGAACAAGAUCUCCUAAAAAGCCUAGGUCUCCUAAAAGAAAAUUGUCUCGCUCUCCAUCCCCUAGGAGACAUAAAAAAGAGAAGAAGAAAGAUAAAGACAAAGAAAGAGGCAGAGAUGAAAGAGAACGAUCAACAAGCAAGAAGAAGAGGAGUAAAGAUAAGGAAAAGGACCGGGAAAGAAAAUCAGAGAGUGAUAAAGAUGUAAAACAGGUUACACGGGAUUAUGAUGAAGAGGAACAGGGGUAUGACAGCGAGAAAGAGAAAAAAGAGGAGAAGAAAACAACAGAAGCAGGUUCCCCUAAAACAAAGGAAUGUUCUUUGGAAAAGGGAACUGGUGAUUCACUAAGAGAAUCCAAAGUGAAUGGGGAUGAUCAUCAUGAAGAAGACAUGGAUAUGAGUGACUGAACAUUGCCUCAGUGGGAAUCCACCUGUAUACAUGCAUCAGUGUCAUUCCUUUGUGUGAUUUUUUAAUGCUGUAUUUGUUCAUCUCAAACCUAGAUGUAUACAGCUCUCAGUUAUAAAUGGUUAUAAAGCUCCUGGUAUUGAUAUUAGUUAUUUACAUCAAAAAGCUUUUAGAAAAUGGUACAUGGGUAACCAGUUUUUCUUGUGGUGAAAUCUGAUUGAGUAACCAAGCAGUUUUACUAUUCUGGUGCUGCUUCAUAACAAAUGAAAAGCUGCAUGCAUCUACAGCAGGCAUGGAUUGUUUAUGUUGUAUGAUCUCCUUUAUUAAGUAAGUUCACUUAUAGUAUUUCUAGAAUUUGAUUCUUUGCCGUAAUAGAGCCAUGUAGGGAAUGCACUGAUUGCAUGUUAUUGUGGCAGGCAAGAAUAUCCUAAAUGUCAUUAAAAUCCUCCAACAACGUGAUGGAUCUACUUAUGGUCUUGUUUGUUGACAUGACAAAUUAACAUUCUUGUAGUUACAUCUGGAAAUGAGCAUUUGAAUUAGAUAAUCUUAUAAGCCUUGUGGCUAAAUUUUUGUGGCUUUUGUUUAACUUUGAAAGGUUAUAUAUGCACUAACCUUUUUUUGAUGGCUAAUUAGGCUUUAAUUACAGAAACAAGGUUUCAAAUAAAACUGUCUUUGGCAGUGAGUAAAAAGCAAGAUAUUUUGAAGUAGAGUUGUAUACUUUUUCGUAAGGCGUUUGGGAAUUUUUUUUCCUGAAAUGAUAAUUUAUUCCACAUUUACAUCAGUGAAAACUAUCUGCCUAUUCUGAGUCCAUCUGUAAAAAAGUUAUCUAUUGUCCUGAUUUUCAAUUUUCCACUCUUGUUUUAAGCUCAAUGUUGGAAAAAGGGGGUAGUGCAUUUUAAAUUGACCUUCAUAUGCUUUUAAAAUAAGACAAAUCUACUUGAUAAUGUACCUUUUAUUUGAUCUCAAGUUGUAUAAAACCAAUAAAUUUGUGUUACUAUUACCGCAGUAGUAAUCUUAUGCACACAGUGAUUCCAUGUUAUAUGCAAAGUAGUUAGGCAACUGUUUUCUUAGUUACAGGAGUUUCAAGCUUCACUUUUGUGCAGUAAAAACAAAAGUAGGCUACAGUCUGUGCCAUGUUGAUGUACAGUUUCUGAAAUUGUUUUACAAGACUUUGAUAAUAAAAACCCUUAAACUUA